CAAUUGAUACACAAUAGCUUAUGUUUCUUUCUCUCUCUCUCUAUAUAUAUAUAUAUAUAUAGUCUAACAUUUGGUCAUCACAACACAACAGUGGUGGAAUAGAACAACGAGGCAUGGGAAACCACAACCGAAACCGCAUACCGCCGUUGAAUAUCUCACACCGCAACCUCUACAACGUCACCUUCCACUCCGACACCAUCCUCACCCUCCUCACCUCCAACCCCUCCGAAGUCCACUCCUGGAUCUCUGAUAUCCUCCGCCGCCACUACCGUCGAAGCACUCUCUUGGUGGGCCUCGACAUUGAGUGGCGCCCCAACUUCCGCCGCGACAUGAACAACCCAGUCGCCACCCUCCAACUCUGCGUGGACCGUCGCUGCCUUGUCUUUCAAAUACUUCACGCUCCCUUCGUUCCUCUUUCCCUCGUUUCCUUCCUCGGCGACGCCAACCACACCUUUGUGGGUGUUGGGAUCCAAGGCGACGUGCAGAAGCUUCUAGAAGAUUGCUCUCUCCGCGUAGCCAACUUCCUCGAACUUGGCUCCCUCGCCGUGGAGAAGCUCGGUGACCCUGCGUUGAACACCGCUGGGCUGAAGGCACUGGGCCUGAGGGUGUUGGGCCUGGAGGUUGAUAAGCCCAAGAAGAUCAGUAGGAGUAGGUGGGACAAUGGGUGGCUCAGUGAUGAACAGGUGCAGUAUGCUGCUAUUGAUGCUUUUGUCUCUUUUGAGAUUGGACGACGUUUGAGUUGUUAGGGUUUUAUUUUUCGUUCCCUGUAUUUUGUUUUGAAUUAUAUUUAAACAAACUUUCUUAAUUGCAAAAACCAAAGUUCCACAUAA
Messenger RNA from Vigna angularis (adzuki bean), 830 nucleotides. Its product is annotated as 3'-5' exonuclease. Bases 114 to 746 code for a protein of 210 amino acids. Lineage: Eukaryota; Viridiplantae; Streptophyta; Magnoliopsida; Fabales; Fabaceae. Gene Ontology annotation, cellular component: nucleus; cytoplasm. Gene Ontology annotation, molecular function: 3'-5' exonuclease activity; nucleic acid binding. Gene Ontology annotation, biological process: nucleobase-containing compound metabolic process. The transcript has a single exon. The record is from RefSeq and is a predicted model, not a curated record.